GCUUAUGAAGUUUCACUUCAGUCCUGUGAACAGUGCUGCAUAUGAUAAUUUUUAUUUUAACGACGAAUAUUAUGUAAAAAUUUUCGAAAAGGAUGUGUUAAGAAAAGUUUCGCAGUGAGAACAGCCAGAAAGUUAUUUCAGAAAUCGGCCGCCCAAAUAAAAUUUCUGAAAAUGAAAUAUCUACGAAUAUUAACAUUCAGGAGUGUGUACACGCUACUUUUAAUUUUUUGCAAGAAUUUAGUGGGUUUGUUUAAUACCACCUUAAUGAAAUUAGAAAUCUGAAUUAUCGAUAUAAAUAUAAAUUUUAAAAUAGUAAGAACGUAUUGCUUGUUUGAUAUUCGGAAAACAAAACUAAUUUACAUUGCACUACCUGAAUCUUGCAAAAAAUAAUUGUAAUGCAAACAGAGCUACUAAAUGAGAAAAGAAAUUGAAAAACUAAGUGACGCUGAACUGCGAAAGCGGCUAAGAGCUUCAGGAUUUCCCAUUGUACCAGUCACAGAAACCACUCGAGGAAUUCUAGUUAGCAAAUUAUACAAAUCACUCAAAAAGAAUGCAAAUUUGUCGAAAGAGUUCUCUGGAGAAGAGCUAACAAAUAUUUCACAGAUGAAUCGGAAUAGAAGUUAUGAGUCUGAAUUUCAAAAUUGUAAAUCAGCGGUUAAAGAUGUUCGAAUGAGAAAAGGGAUUAUGAACAAUUCAUCAAAAUAUUUUACUGAAAACAACUUUCCAGUAUCUAAUAAAUAUUUACAUUUUCCUUCUGGAAGUGAUCAAAUGGAUCAAUAUUCAAAGAAAUCUGACUACUCUGUUCCUGUUUUGCCAGAGAAUAAUAUUGCUACCUUUACUGAACAAUCCCAUCUGGGCGUAGUAAAUAGAUUAUUAAGUUUUCGUGAUAAAAAAUUUCGAAAUCAUAAUACUUGUGAAAAUCAAUUAACUUCAUAUAUAUCAAUGCCAAAAGAAGCAAACAAAUACUUUACUAAAUCAAAACGUAAAAUAUAUGACAUGAUGUCUUACAUCGGAUCGCAAUCUCUACUGAAUCAAAGUUUUAAGCCAUAUAUGUUGGUUGGGACAUUCAUAGUAUUUUUUAUUGGUUUGGCUCUUAUUUAUAUGAUCCAAAGUCCACGCAUUUUGCCUUUGAACAGCAUUGACAGCAAAGUGAAUGCAUGCGGAGGCUUAGUUGAUAAAAUAGAUUGCAUUCCAGAUAUUUAUCUAGAAAAUGCCAUCGAUUUAACAAAAGACAUUUUAAAGUUGCUUCAAAUUCAAGCUAAAAGAUAUCACUGCAAUAAAAAAAAAGUUUCAAUCGGUGAACUAGACAUCGUUAACAAUGCAAAGGAAAUAUACCAAUAUGGACCAGAAAAGUUGGAAAAAGUUUUGUUUUAUACCAAAAUGCUUAUAAAGAAAAAUCCUCAAUGGAAAAUCAAAAUUUAUGAGGCGAACGAUGUGAAUUUUACCUUACUCUUGGAGAAUCGCUCUAUAUUUUGCAGCUUUUACUCAAAAAUUCAAAGUUUUUUUAUGAUAAUUGGUAUAGGUGCAUUAAUUUCAUUACUCUCGGGUGUGAUUUUCGUUUGCUAUCGUUACGUAAAAGCUUGGCGCGUCAACCGUUCCCAUGUUAUUGAACAGUUUACAGCAGAUAUUAUAAACGAAUUGAUUUUUAAAGCAUCUCUAAGUGAAGUACCAGAAGAACGAGAAGUUAUAAUAAACCAUCUGCGCGACAAAUUGAUACCGCCCAAUAAAAGGAACUCUUACGUAAAGUACUGGAAGGAGGCGUUGCAAUUGCUGGAAGUUAAUGAUAGCAGAAUACAAUUUGGGAUUAGAAUAUCCGAUGGAGAAGAAUUUCGUACAAUGAAAUGGAUAGGAACGUCAUACCCUAAUGCACGUUUAAAUAGUUCGCUAAAAAAAUGGCAUAGUCCAGCAUUUGAUUACACUAACAAAAUUAAUAAUCCACCUACCUCAUGUUUGAAAAUACGUCAUAUGUUUGAUCCAUCAGAGUCCAACAUUUCAAAUUUGAAAGAAAUAAUAGAAGGGGCAUUAAUAGAAAAAGUUGGGUCCAGGUGCUGUAUCGAAGAAAUUCAGAUCGAUAAGCAAAGUUGUUGCGUAUACGUCCGCUGCCGGAGUGAAGCUGAUGCAGGCACAAUACACAAUGAAAUAAAUGGUUGGUGGUUCGAUAAGCGCUUAAUAUCAAUCAAAUUUUUACGAUUACAACGUUUUCUAGCGCGCUUUCCAGAUGGUAAAAACACUGCUUCUAUAAGAAAUCAUUAAUUGAAGCGAUUGACAUUAGUCCAUACAAAUUUUAUUAUUUAUACAAGUUUAAUUUUCUAAUAAAGCCGCUAUAUAAACGUAGGGCGUAUUUUUAACACAAACAAA
Molecule: messenger RNA, 2358 nt
Organism: Ceratitis capitata (Mediterranean fruit fly)
Lineage: Eukaryota; Metazoa; Arthropoda; Insecta; Diptera; Tephritidae
Gene: MAN1
Product: Inner nuclear membrane protein Man1
Exons: 1
Coding region: 415-2253 (612 amino acids)
Biological process (GO): nuclear envelope organization; negative regulation of BMP signaling pathway
Cellular component (GO): nuclear inner membrane
Molecular function (GO): chromatin DNA binding
Source: RefSeq, a predicted model, not a curated record